CCCAGUCCUUAGCGCCUGCCCGUCGAGAGCACGCGGCUUUGCCGGAAGCCCUCCUGCUCCCGGCGUGCCAGGCCCCGACUCGGCCCUACUCCCCGGCUCGGCCCUUUGCCCUGGGCACCCGGAAACAGAAGCCCAAGGAGCCCGCGUCCCCACCCCGCUGCUACCUGCCGGCGUGACAGAGAUUCGGUGCCACCCCGAACCCCACCUUAAGGAAGACGCGGCGCAGUCCUGCUUCCACGACGGAGCCGGAAGGACGCAAGGACCGCGGGCCAGUUCCUAAUCUCUGAAAACAGAGCAGCACUUGUGAGGUGGAGGAAGCAUGGCCCACCUGAAUGGAAACCUCUCACCAGUUUUCACAGCAGCAGAGGACUAGGCUGAGAAAGAACACGACCCAGAUUUGCACGGAGAGAUGCAAUAUGUAAUGCUUGUGCUCCACAAGCCAUCCCAGCUGACUCAACGGGAGUUUUGCUCCAGCUGUCAGGGAUCAGUGUCCUUCAGUGAUGUGGCUUUGGGUUUCACCCAGGAGGAGUGGCAGCAUCUGGACCCUGCCCAGAGGACCCUGUACAGAGACAUGAUGCUGGAGAACUACAGCCUCCUCCUCUCAGUAGGGUAUUGUAUUACCAAACCAGUGGUGAUUUGCAAGUUGGAGCAUGGAGAGGUGCUGUGGAUAUUAGAGGAAGAGUUCCCAAGUCAGAGCCACCUAGACUGCUGCAUAGAUGAUGACCUGUUGGAGAAGAGACAGGAAAAUUAAGACCAGCAUUUGCAGAAAGUUGAUUUUCUCAACAACGAAACACUGACUAUGGACAGAAAUGGUGUAUUAGGAAAAACAUUUUAUCUUGACACAAACCCCAUUCUAUUAAGAAAAAUACAUGGCAACUAUGGCUCAUAUGGAGUGAAUUUGAAUUAUAUUUUGGAAUUAAUUAUUAGUAAUAGAAGCUCCUUUAUAAGGAACCCUUCUGAGUGUAAUGCACAUGGGAAAGUUUUCCUUUGUAUGAAGCGUGAAAAUCCUUAUGCCAGAGGGAAACCUUUGGAAUAUGAUGGAAAUGGGAAAGCCCUCUCUCAGAAUGAGGACCUAUUUAGGCAUCAGUAUAUUCAAACUCUGAAGCAGUGUUUUGAAUACAAUCAGUGUGGGAAGGCUUUUCAUGAAGAGGCAGCCUGCAUUACCCAUAAGACAGUGUGCUCAUGGGAGACCCUGUGAAUAUAAUGAACAUGUGAGAGCCUUUCCGAUAGACCAGUAUUCACUGUUCAUCAGAUAACUCACAUAAGGGAGAGUUCCUAUGAAUUCAAUGAAUGUGAGAGGAGGUCUGGUGAGAAGCCACCUGUAAGUAAACACCACAGAGUUAUGGAGAUGGAACACUAUGAGUGUAAUGCAAGAGAAUAGUUUUGGCAAGAAAUCACUCCUCAUUCUACGAAGUUACAGAGGAGAGAAAACUUUUGACUGUAAUAGAGAUUUGGAAGUAUUCUGCAAGAAGCCAAAUUUCACUCAGCAUCAGGAAACACGUAUAGGAAAGAAUGCCUAUAAAAUUAAUCAGCAUGCUAGUACAUUUUGCUGUAAGCCAAAGCUUUCUGUAUAUCAGAAAACAGAUAGAGGAGAAAAACUCUAUGAAUGUAGUGAAUGUGGGAAAACCUUCUACCGGAAGUCAUCCCUCACAGCACAUCAGAGAACACACACAGGGGAGCAACCCUAUGAAUAUAAUGAAACUUUUUACCAGAAUCCUGACUUCGCUAAACAUCUGAGAGACAACAUAGAGGAAACUCUUGUCAACAUCCUGAAGGCUCAGAAACCUUCACCUUCUUGGACUCAUUCCAUAGCAGAAACAACCCAGGUUGGGGUGAGAACACCCAAUAAAGAUGAGAAAUCUUUUGCC
Messenger RNA from Rhinopithecus roxellana (golden snub-nosed monkey), 1868 nucleotides. RefSeq names its product zinc finger protein 487 (gene ZNF487). Gene Ontology annotation, biological process: regulation of DNA-templated transcription. The record is from RefSeq and is a predicted model, not a curated record. Lineage: Eukaryota; Metazoa; Chordata; Mammalia; Primates; Cercopithecidae.